Molecule: messenger RNA, 1164 nt
Organism: Anthostomella pinea
Lineage: Eukaryota; Fungi; Ascomycota; Sordariomycetes; Xylariales; Xylariaceae
Source: the annotation of a GenBank genome assembly
AUGGUAUCCAGCACCAACACGGCCAGCGCCAUCAACCUCCAGUCGCCCAACGCCAUUCCUCCCCGAACCUCCUCGACAGGUUACACAACACCGCAGCCGCUGCCCCCUGUCAAGUCUGUCCUACGCCCCGUUCCCGAGUCCGACUGGCUUGGUCAGGGCAACCGACACCGCAAGAAUUCCUCGGCUUCCCGCCUUCCCUUGACCGGCAUGAACGCCACCGCCGCCCAAGACCCCGCGCGCUACGCGUCCGAAGACCUGAACUUCACCUCGAGAAAGACAUGGACCGAGCAGAAGGAAAAGGUGUUGAUGGGCCCUUAUGAAUAUCUGUUUGCGCACCCUGGGAAGGACCUCCGCACCCUGAUGGUCAAUUCCUUCAAUGCCUGGCUGCACGUGCCGCAAGAGAGCUUGGACGUCAUCACCAAGGUUGUCGGCAUGCUGCAUACAGCCUCGCUGCUCGUCGAUGAUGUCGAGGACAAUUCGGUACUACGACGUGGUCUGCCGGUGACCCACAGUAUCUUCGGUACCGCGCAAACCAUAAACUCGGCCAACUACGUCUACUUCUGCGCCCUACAAGAACUACAAACGCUGAAGAACCCGAAAGCCGUCAGCGUCUACACGGAAGAGCUGCUGAAUCUCCACCGCGGACAAGGCAUGGACCUCUUCUGGAGAGACACCCUUACUUGUCCCACGGAAGAAGAGUAUCUCGAGAUGGUCGGAAACAAGUGCGGAGGUCUCUUCCGUCUGGCCAUCAAACUCAUGCAAGCCGAGUCCAACUCCCGGAUCGACUGUGUUCCCCUCGUGAACCUCCUCGGCAUCAUCUUUCAGAUCCAGGAUGACUACAGAAACCUGUCAAGCCCCGAGUACGGCGAGAACAAGGGCCUUUGCGAAGAUCUGACAGAAGGCAAAUUCUCGUUCCUCAUCAUUCACAGCAUCCGCUCUAACCCUGCGAAUUUGCAACUCCUGAACAUUCUUAAGCAGAAGACAUCGGACGAUGAGGUUAAGCGUUAUGCCGUCAAGUAUAUGGAGGGCACUGGCAGCUUCGACUACACCAAGAAGGUCGUCGAUGUCCUCGUUGAGAGGGCGAGAAAGAUGGCGGACGACAUCGACGAUGGGAGAGGAAAGAACGUUGGUAUUCACAAGAUUUUGGACAAGAUGGUUGUAUAA